Molecule: messenger RNA, 1545 nt
Organism: Ricinus communis (castor bean)
Lineage: Eukaryota; Viridiplantae; Streptophyta; Magnoliopsida; Malpighiales; Euphorbiaceae
Product: probable protein disulfide-isomerase A6
Exons: 11
Coding region: 100-1188 (362 amino acids)
Biological process (GO): protein folding
Cellular component (GO): endoplasmic reticulum
Molecular function (GO): protein disulfide isomerase activity
Source: RefSeq, a predicted model, not a curated record
AAUUCUGCCCAUAUAAUCUUUCGAACUUAACAAGACACCAGACACCAGGAGAGAAAGUACAACUGAAAACAUCAAAGAUCAAACCCAAAGAAAAAGAAAAUGUGGAGCUCAAAAUUAAUGUUUGAAAUAUCUAUAUCCCUAGCUGCUUUGUUGCUAUUUGCAUCAUCAGUUUUGGCAGACGACGUCGUUGUGCUCACCGAUGACAACUUCGAGAAAGAGGUCGGCAAAGAUCGCGGCGCUCUUAUCGAGUUCUACGCUCCUUGGUGUGGCCACUGUAAAAAGCUUGCUCCAGAAUAUGAGAUUCUUGGCACAAGUUUCAGAAAGGCAAAGUCGGUUUUGAUUGGGAAGGUGGACUGUGAUGCACAUAAGAGCCUCUGCAGCAAAUAUGAUGUUUCUGGAUACCCCACUAUUAAAUGGUUUCCCAGAGGGUCCUUGGAACCCAAAAAGUAUGAAGGUGCACGUACUGCAGAAGCCCUUGCUGAAUUUGUGAAUUCUGAAGGAGGAACCAAUGUUAAGAUAGCUGCUGUUCCGUCCAAUGUACUUGUACUAACGCCAGACAAUUUCAAUCAAGUCGUCCUGGAUGAAACAAAAGAUGUUCUGGUCGAGUUCUAUGCUCCAUGGUGUGGCCAUUGCAAACAACUUGCCCCAACUUAUGAAAAGGUUGCUGCGGCAUUUAAAUUGGAGGAAGAUGUCGUUAUUGCUAAUGUUGAUGCUGACAAAUACAGAGAGUUAGCUGAAAAGUAUGGUGUAAGUGGUUAUCCUACUCUGAAAUUCUUUCCGAAGAGCAACAAAGCUGGUGAAGACUAUGGUGGUGGAAGGGAUUUGAAUGACUUUGUAACUUUCAUCAAUGACAGAUGUGCUACUAGUCGUGAUGAGAAAGGGAAACUUACUUCAAAGGCUGGUAUAGUUGCUACUUUGGAGAACUUGGUGAAAGAGUUUAUCAGUGCUGACAAUGACAAAAAGAAAGAAAUCCUUGCCCAGAUGGAGGAAGAAGUUGAGAAGCUUAAGGGUACCAUUGCAAGAUAUGGCAAGAUCUAUCUGAAGGCUGCCAAUAAAUGUUUGGAUAAAGGUGCAGAUUACCCCAAAAAUGAAAUCCAGCGGCUUGAGCGUGUACUUGAAAAGUCAAUCAGUGACGUAAAGGCAGAUGAGCUCACGCUCAAGAAGAACAUCUUGUCAAACUUUGCUUGAUCCAUGGUACAGCCACAAGUGAAAUCACAUCCUUGUUUUUCUUGGACGCAUUUGCAGCUUUUUACCUGGAGAUUUCUAGUCCAUCCAUGUUUAGGUCUGAGAAAAUGCUACUCUGGUGGAGUUCUGACUAGCUUGUUUCACUGCAGGUUUUGGCAACUGAAAUUCUAUAAUUAGUAAUAACAUAACAUUUUUCUUAGUGAAACUUGAAGAACUAGUGUGUGGCAUGUUUACACGGGUAGGGAUGAUCUGAGGACCAUUUAUGACAAACCACUUAGAUGCAUAACUUCUGCUGUGCUAAAAAUAGGUUCAGUGUUUCUAUAAAGUUGGGCUUGUCUGAGCACAGGUUGGAGCCUUUUA